Messenger RNA from Vitrella brassicaformis, 629 nucleotides. Lineage: Eukaryota; Vitrellaceae. The record is from the annotation of a GenBank genome assembly.
CGUGUUCCUCAUCAGCCCCCCCAAGCGAUCCGGCCCAUCCAUCCAUCCAUGUGUCACUCAUUCAAGUGGUCUUGUCGACGCCCAUGUGCCGAAGGUCAUCUUCUGUUGCGGGCGGUGCAGACGGAAUCAGCAUCCUCACCCUGUCCUCAGCCUCCUUCCGCCACCCAGGGAACAGAACCGCCACACAGAUCAGCGCCAUAACCGUCACCAGCACCAGAAACAACAGGAUGGACAGCCCCGUCACCAGUGCCAGCAGCUCGGGAUUGAGAAGCAGGGGCAGCAACAGACUCAGCAGCAGCAGGGCGCCGACAACCGCACAGGCGACGCAGCAGCACAUGGCAGGCCGUCGGCUGUGCUGGGAGUGAGGAAUCGUCGGAGCUGCAUCCACAGGCACACGCACACACACAGAGAGAAAUCCGGGGAUCAUGCGCUGCUUGUUUUUGUCUGCUGCCUUACCGAUGGCACGUUGGAAUGCAUCGACCUUCCAGUCUAGCUUUGCCUUCUCGCGGUAGCUCUCCAGCUGGAGAGCGACACUCUCGGCCAUGCCAUCAUGGGCUUGGGCGGCAAAUUUCUAUCAGGUCUUCCCUCCCUGUUUCUCGUGGCCUCAGAUCUGCAGCCUUCGCUGUCAG